Acaulospora colombiana is the source of this 591-nucleotide messenger RNA. The record is from the annotation of a GenBank genome assembly. Lineage: Eukaryota; Fungi; Glomeromycota; Glomeromycetes; Diversisporales; Acaulosporaceae.
AUGGCGUAUCCGGUCGUGGAAUUUCGAAUUCUAGGUCAGGCCUGUGUGUGUAGUCUAGACAUAGUUGAUCAGAUACUGGGUUGUAAUGCAACAUCGAAGGGUGUAGGAAUGCAUCCGCCUUCUCGAAAGUCAAGCAGAAUGGAUAGCGGGAGCAUUGGUGGUAACGCGGAUUGGAAUGUGGAUAUGAUAGCUAUGCCAAAGCACAAGAAGAAAACCUCCCAGGAUGAACCGCCUCCACGCCCAAAUCGUCCGCCAGCUGUUUUGCAGACUACUGCCUCCAUUGAGGGCUUCCAAUGCCAACGGCCCCCACACAUGCACUCAUAUUUACCUGAAGGGUGCUCUAAAUUCUCUCGUCUGGAUCUAGACCUGGCACUGAGAGGUGACAGUGGAUGGUUUAGUGCAGUAGAAGAUGCACUCGGGGGUGGAUUGUCCACGCUGCUUCGCCUCGAAGAGGCAGCGUUAUUUCUCUCAGAUUGGGGCGAGAUUUUCGAAAACGGAGUAGUUGAUUCGUCUACUCCUGACCUCCUCUAUACUGAAUUCCGUGGCAAUUAUAUGCCUGUCGUGGUGGUAAUGCCGUUAAAUCUCGAGUGA